AUGAACGCCUUCUUCGAGUUUAGUCAAUCGUAUCGUCAAAAUGAAAAGUCAUUAAAUCGAAUUAUUCAAGAAGAAAUAGGUCUCAAGUGGAGGUCAAUGAAUGUAAGGGACCGUGAGCCCUACGUUAACAGUUCAAUUCGCAAGAAAGAGCAAUUUAAGCGAGAGAAUCCAAACUUUAAAGAAAAGCGUAUUCGUUCAGUUAGAAGAAGGAAGUUUAAAUUCGUGAAUAAUUCUCCGGAAACAAUGCAGCAGGAACAAUUUUUUAAAAAAUACAUGAAUAAAUCACCGGAAAAAAUGCAAGAGAAAUAA
Acaulospora morrowiae is the source of this 309-nucleotide messenger RNA. Lineage: Eukaryota; Fungi; Glomeromycota; Glomeromycetes; Diversisporales; Acaulosporaceae. The record is from the annotation of a GenBank genome assembly.